UGGAGUGUAAAUGCACAGUAGAGGGUGGACAGGGUUGCUUGCAGUGCGGGGAUCGGCCGGUGUGAUGCUGCUCUUAGCUGCUCCUAUGUGAUGUCACAGUACUACUGUGAGCUUCUGGACUCGGCUGAAGAAGAUGGCGGCCUCCUCAGGAGUUAAAGUUCCACGCAAUUUUCGCUUGUUGGAAGAGCUUGAAGAAGGCCAGAAGGGCGAAGGCGAUGGCACAGUCAGCUGGGGCCUCGAGGAUGACGAAGACAUGACUCUCACACGGUGGACAGGCAUGAUCAUUGGACCAGCAAGAACCAAUUACGAGAACAGGAUAUACAGUCUGAAAGUGGAAUGUGGACCUAGAUACCCAGAGACAGCGCCGACUGUUAGAUUUGUAACAAAAAUUAGCAUGAAUGGGAUAAAUAAUUCCAACGGGACGGUGGAUUCACGUAGCAUACCAGUAUUAGCAAAAUGGCAGAAUUCUUAUAGCAUUAAAAUUGUUCUUCAAGAGUUAAGGCGUCUAAUGAUGUCCAAAGAAAAUAUGAAGCUUCCACAACCACCAGAAGGACAAACCUACAGCACUUAAUCGUAAUGGAUUGUUUCGACCCUCUGUCUUAAACCUUACUCUCUUAGAAAUAUUGUGUAAAAUCAUCAAGAGGCUCACUUCGCACAUCAACAAUAUCGUCUGCAAGAGCAAGAUUGGACUCUCUUAUUGCAUAGCUCAUUUGGAAAGAGAAAAAAAAAAUGUCCCUGCAGUUAAGCACUGAGUAGAUAGUUAAGACAACAAGACCACAGUUAUCUGCCUUUAAUAAAAAAAUACUUUGACAAUGACUUUUAUGUUUGACCUGUUCCAGCUUGUAUAGGCUUGAAGAGGGAAGCAUGACGCCACACUGAGGCUUUACCAGAGUCCCAAUACUAUUAUGUUGAAAUGGCUGAUCACUGAAGUAAACAGCAAGAUGGGUGUAUGAGGGCAUGUCCUGUAACUAAUACGUAGUCCAAGAGAAGCCACAAUUUUGAGUUGUUAGUAUAAAUUUAGCCGGUUAAUUGAAAAAAAAAAAUCACACAGAUUGCUGACUAUUGAACUGUGGCCGUAGUUUAAAAGUAGUGUCACAAGGUGAGAAAGAUUUUUUUUUUUAUAUAAAUAUAUAUAUAAAUAUACAGUAUAUCUGUAUUUGACACAAUACCAAUAUGUUUCUGUUCUGCAGCUCUUUGACAUGUAACAGACGUUGAAGCCUGUUCUGUUUUGAAACCCUCGCAUUUAACUUCAAGUGGAAAUGGCAGGUGUAUGAACUUGUGAUUUUCUGAAAUUAAAAUCACUGUCUGAGAAAACAAACCACCA
Mugil cephalus (flathead mullet) is the source of this 1324-nucleotide messenger RNA. It is a transcript of the gene ube2v2, whose product is annotated as ubiquitin-conjugating enzyme E2 variant 2. NCBI's taxonomy places the organism in Eukaryota, Metazoa, Chordata, Actinopteri, Mugiliformes, Mugilidae. The record is from RefSeq and is a predicted model, not a curated record. The transcript has 4 exons. Gene Ontology annotation, cellular component: nucleus. Gene Ontology annotation, biological process: protein K63-linked ubiquitination; DNA damage tolerance. The coding region runs from base 134 to 571 and encodes 145 amino acids.